AUGGGAAGAAAAUGCGAGUUCUACACCUGUGGAAAUCACGAAGGUAAUAAAAGUGGUGAUGGAAAAUCAUUUUUCCGGUUUCCAAGAAACGAAGCGCUAUGUUCCUUGUGGGUGAAAGCUUGCAACUCUCAAAAGGCAACGCAAGCGUUUGAAACGGAUGGAGUGCAAGCAUUCCGGAAGAAAAAAAUGUGUUCCGACCAUUUUUCACCAGGUUCAUUUAAAGAUGUAGCUAGGAAAAGUAAAGGACUGGUGUCCGGCACCGUCCCGAUUACCUGCGAAGGCUUCACAGGUAGCAAUAAGGACAAGAAACAUAACGGAACGAAAAGUCCGGAACCGAGCGUUGAAUUCCUAGCUGACGAAUCAGAUUUUAAAUUGUGUGAGAUCGCCGCAGACGUAGGGCCGUUCUGUCAGGAGCCUAUUAGUGAAUGCCCUAAGCUACUGGAGGCGUCCCCUGCCAGGCGAUUUUAUACCAUACCUGAUGAUGGACCGAUCGAGUUAUUAGAACAUGAUGAUGGACAGUCUUUACUAGUAUCAGAGUUGGUAUUUUCUUCUGAACAAUGUCCGAAGACAAUUAGCGACGACGAACAGCAGAACAACGAACAGCUCUCCACCGAGUUACAACGUUGUCAUCACAGGUCGACCAACAACGAAGAAAAUCAGAACUCCUUCGGCCCAGUCGACGAAUGCAACCGACUGCAUCAAGACAUCGGAUUACGGAAUCGUAUCAAAGUUGAAAAGAAUAUUAAUCGGAAACUCAAGUUGAAACUCAUGUCAGUUCGUCGUCAGCUUUUCGUUUCUACGCAAACUAGUAACCGACGUUUAGAAACAGCCAAGAGAAGAAAAGGAGUGGUUGUGGCACUAAGAAAAGAGAUGAAGGCAUUAAAAAAACAAAAAUCUGCGACGGAAAAGCUUGGGGAACUAGCUGCAGCUAAUCCCAUUAUAAAAGAUUCGUUGAUCAAUGCCUCUCGACGUCCCAUGGCCCGUCGUUACCAUCCAGCAACCAUUAAAUUCGCCGCAGGAAUCUAUCUCAGUGGCCCUCGCACAUACCGUUACAUAUGUAACACAAAGCAAAUAAUACUACCUCAUAAAAGUACCGUCUACGACUAUAAUAAGAACAUUCGUCUAGAGCCGGGUAUAAAUAAAACCAUUCUCAGUCGAAUCAAAGACAAGACUAAGUGGUUGCGGACCAAACGGGAAAAGAUAGUGAUGGUAUGUGUGGAUGGAAUGUCUGUAAAACCUGAACUGACUUACUGUGCCAAAUCCGACACGUUUUAUGGAUUUCCGGACCAUGGCAUUACUCGCAAGAUCGAGAAGAACGAUCCCACAAAAUUGGCAACUGAAGCUGUAGUCGUUAUGGUCUCUGGACUAUACCGCAAAUUUAAACAGCCAAUCGGAUAUCUUCUAGCGCAUAAUAGCCUUGGAAGUGAAAUUCAAAUGAAACUUGUGGUAAAAAGUGUAAUAGCUAUUCGUGCUGCUGGACUGGAUAGCCCUGGUGAUGGACCAGUCUACAACCAACCAAAAAAUGUUUCGUGA
Molecule: messenger RNA, 1533 nt
Organism: Topomyia yanbarensis
Lineage: Eukaryota; Metazoa; Arthropoda; Insecta; Diptera; Culicidae
Exons: 5
Coding region: 1-1533 (510 amino acids)
Source: RefSeq, a predicted model, not a curated record